Leucoraja erinaceus (little skate) is the source of this 821-nucleotide messenger RNA. Its product is annotated as thioredoxin-like. Lineage: Eukaryota; Metazoa; Chordata; Chondrichthyes; Rajiformes; Rajidae. Bases 496 to 813 code for a protein of 105 amino acids. The record is from RefSeq and is a predicted model, not a curated record. Gene Ontology annotation, molecular function: protein-disulfide reductase activity. The transcript has a single exon.
CCUACAAACCUCCAGCAUUUUUAUCUACCUUCGAUUUUCCAGCAUCUGCAGUUCCUUUUUAAACCUACAAACCUGUACGUCUUUGGAGUGUGGGAGGAAACUGAAGAUCUCGGAGAAAACCCACCCAGGUCACGGGGAGAACGUGCAAACUCCGUACAGACAGCACCCGUAGUUGGGAUCGAACCCGGGUGUCCGGCGCUGUAAGGCAGUAACAAAGAUACUAGAGGUGUUCAAGCAGGAACUGCAGAUGCUGGAAGAUCGAUGGUACACAACAAAGAUACUAGAGGGGCAGCAACUGUACCACCGUGCUACCCGCCCUGUAGUUCCUUGCGCCUCGCCGGAGACACAAUGUUGCCCCUUCUCCAUCAUUGGUAGCCACCAUUAAUAGCCAAUGAGAAAUUAAAUAAUAGCGGUUGACGCGGCUUGUCGUCAGAAUGGGUUAGGAGUUGAGAGCGGCGUCAGUGGGUGGGAUCCGGAGGCGGGGAAGAAGCAGCAAUGGUGGUGAAACAUGUAGUGGACGCCAAGCAGCUCCAGCACCUGUUCAGCCAGACCGAGAACCUGGUGGCGGUCAUGUACUCUGCCGAGUGGUGCAACAACUGCCGCAUGAUCCGCCCGCACUUCUACAACCUGGCCGAGCAGAUGCCCAACGUGACCUUCGUGGAGGUGGACGUGGACGACGCCGAGCCGCUGGCCCGCUCGGCCGGCAUCACCUGCAUGCCCACCUUCCACUUCUUCAAGCGCUCCACCAAGAUGGGCGAGUUCUCGGGGACCAAGAGGGACAAGCUGGAACAUCUGAUCGAUGAGCUGCAGUGAGCGGCCUG